This is a messenger RNA of Helianthus annuus (common sunflower), 483 nucleotides long. RefSeq lists its product as uncharacterized. Bases 1 to 483 code for a protein of 160 amino acids. Lineage: Eukaryota; Viridiplantae; Streptophyta; Magnoliopsida; Asterales; Asteraceae. The record is from RefSeq and is a predicted model, not a curated record. The transcript has a single exon. Gene Ontology annotation, cellular component: plasma membrane.
AUGAAUGAAGAAAGAACCGGUGGAAAGAUCAAAAAAGCCGACGCGUUAUGUUACAUAAAGUUAUUGAGAUCAAUCUACAUUCCUAACCACCCAAUUAGUGAAUUUUUAGAGAUUCAUGGUGAAACGGAUGCUUCAUUGAUCUCAUUACCCGAGUUUCUUGCUAUGUUUGAUGAUCAAGAUUGGGGUUUUGGUGUCAUGUCUACUUUGUUAAAGCUUGAAAGCGGAGACCGAAACCGCCAUGGAAACCACACGUGUUCGGUGUGUAGAUACCCGAUAAUCGGGUCGCGGUUUAAGGAGAUGAAGUCAAGAUUCAGCCUGUGUAGCCAAUGUUAUAGUGAAGGGAAAGUGAGUCCUAGUUUUAAGCAAGAAGAGUAUAACUUCAAAGAGUAUGCUAAUGGGAGUGAAGCAGUGAAAGAUAAGUGUGUGUGGUUUAGUUCAAGUUCACAUAAUUCUAAAAGUUCAUCAGGUACUAGUAAUUCAUAG